Messenger RNA from Staurois parvus, 423 nucleotides. Lineage: Eukaryota; Metazoa; Chordata; Amphibia; Anura; Ranidae. The record is from the annotation of a GenBank genome assembly.
AGAAUACAUCACUUGCCAUGAUUGGCUUAUAUGACGUCCUCCCAUUCUGAGCGCAUGCGCAGCUCAGGGAGCGUCACAGCUGAUCACAUGUAAACAUGGAAAUGCCGCUUAUCGGCAUUUUUCUCCUCUCGAGCUGUCAUGCUGACAGAGGAGAGGAGAGCCGGGGACAUGUACACUGAUCAUCAGGGCACUGAUGAUCAGUGUGCCCUGAUGAUCAGUGUAGCCCAAGCAGUGCCACCUGUCAGUGUCCACCAGUGCCCAUCAAUGCCACAUAUCAGUGCCCAUCUGAGCUGCCUUUCAGUGCCCGUCAGUGCCAUUUAUCAGUGCCAUGUAUCAUUGCCAUGUAUGAAUGCUGCCUUUCAGUGCCCAUCAGUGAUGCCUGUCAAUGCCCAUCAGUGCCACCUACCAGUGCCUCCUCAUCAG